AAGUGGGCCAAUCCGUGACGCAAAUCCUCUAGUCCCGCCCCCUAGCCCCGCCUCCACUGCUCCGCUCCUCCGCUCCUAAUUGGUUCUGGUUUCUCCGCCCGCCAGAAGUCUUCGCCACUCAACAGAGGUUUUACAAAGGCCCAAGUACCCGGGUGAGGACCUGGACGCUGAAAUGAACACGGACCGGAUUGGGCACAUGUGGACUUUAUUUGCAUGGGAGAUCGGGAUUGGCUGGCCUCUUGGGUGGCCCAGACGGUGUUCGUCCGGCGCGUGACCGUCCACUGCCAUGGCUGGUCUGGGGGCUGCUUUCCGCCGCCUGGGCGCCUUGUCUGGAGCUGGGGCCUUAGGCUUGGCCUCCUACGGGGCGCACGGAGCCCAGUUUCCGGAUGCCUACGGGAAGGAGCUCUUUGACAAGACCAACAAACACCACUUCUUACACAGCCUGGCCCUGUUAGGGGUGCCCCUGUGCAGAAAGCCCCUCUGGGCCGGGUUACUGCUAGCUUCUGGAACUACCUUAUUCUGCACCACGUUUUACUACCAGGCUCUGAGUGGAGACCCCAGCGUCCAGACUUUGGCCCCUGUGGGAGGGAGCCUGCUACUCUUGGGCUGGCUUGCCUUGGCUCUUUGAGCUUCCUUGUGUUUAAUUUCUGGGUACUUCCUUUUAGAAGUGGAGCAGGGAGGGGAUUAAAAGAGAAAGGCAAAUAAAGAACUUUGGAGUCUU
Globicephala melas (long-finned pilot whale) is the source of this 721-nucleotide messenger RNA. RefSeq names its product transmembrane protein 256 (gene TMEM256). The record is from RefSeq and is a predicted model, not a curated record. Gene Ontology annotation, cellular component: membrane. NCBI's taxonomy places the organism in Eukaryota, Metazoa, Chordata, Mammalia, Artiodactyla, Delphinidae.